Messenger RNA from Xenopus tropicalis (tropical clawed frog), 3360 nucleotides. RefSeq names its product NFKB repressing factor (gene nkrf). Lineage: Eukaryota; Metazoa; Chordata; Amphibia; Anura; Pipidae. Gene Ontology annotation, molecular function: nucleic acid binding. The record is from RefSeq and is marked provisional.
AGGAGUAAGAAGCUCUAGAGGACUGUGGAUUCUACUACCACAGCGAGUGUAAUACGUUGUUGUCGCUUGCAAUGGCCUCCUGUGUUAAGUGGGACAACGGAGCGAGUCGGGUUUCCCUGGAAGAUUUCCGCCAGUUCCAUGAGAAUGACAAACAGUGGGCCGCCCGUAGCCAAUUCAUGGCAAGGCACCUACAUCUGUACCCGGGGCCCAAAAUCGAUCAGCUUAUCGCCCUGUCUGUAGUGUGGAGCAAUAUCGUAUUUAUUGGCAAUCGUUAUGGAGAGAAACUUACAGAGAAAGUGCAUAAGAUGGCAGAAGGAAUUGAUAUUGGAGAGAUACCAUCCUUUGAGCUUGUACCUGGUGCCAAAAAAACAAAAAGAUCAGAAGGUACAGAUGCAGGCGAGCAGCCUCAAAAAAAGUUUGCUUCGCGUUUUGGGCCACGUCCAAGGUUCGAACCUGUUCAUUUUGUCGUCAGUAGUACACAAGACGAGACUUUUCAAGAAAGAAGUAAUUGUUUGGACAGUCAGAAGCAGGAGCAGCAAGGAAGUGGGUUACCGCCAGAUGUGUUUACUACUACAAGUGAUACAUCUGAUCCUGAAGAUUGUCCAGAAGCAGACUCAUUUCAUUCAGAUGUAGUGGAAGAUGAAGGCAGACAUGAUUCUGGAAAUUUUAUGUCUAAAAUAGAGCAAAGCUAUUCUGCAAAAUUUAAUUCUCACUGUUCAACAACAUCAAAAGAAUUUCGCCAUAAUGUACUUGAUAUGUGGAUAGGAGUGAAUAAGCAGGGAAGGAAAGGCAUUGGUUUUGUAAAACCUCCAAAAAUGUCUGACAAACAUGGCAAGGGAAGAGGAAAAAGUACUUUAUCAGGACGCACAAUUCACAGUCUGGAUAAAGCAGCUUUUAUAAAUCAGCUUUCUGCUAUGGUUGUACAGUAUAUGCUACAGCCAACGAUGAAAACUGAUUCUAAAAGAAUUAAGUACACAUUCCUGUUAACACACAGUAUUCAGUCAUGUAAAACGAACCCAGAAUAUAUAUAUGCCCCUCUAAAAGACAUCUCUCCACUUGACCUCCCACAAAAUAAAAAACUUCCAGUUGAUGGCUUUGCUUGCGAAGUAAGGUGUCAAGACAUUUACUUAGCAACUGGAUACUCUUUUAGUAAAAAUGGUGCCAGGGACCGAGCUGCUGAGCAGGCUGUGCACCUAUUAUUACAAAGGCCUUUAGAAGUCAGAAAGAUGAACCGAAAAUGUGGACUAAAAGUUGGUGAAGACUGGGUGGCUUGCCAAGUUGACAAGCCUCUGAAAGGAUUACCACCUGCCCUUAAGCAAGAAAAUGGUAGUGUUGGUGAAAUGUUGCCAGCUGGACAACAAGGUGCUGUCCCAGCCAAAGUAGGCCUUUCUACAAAACAAUGGACUGAAUUUAUUAUUACUGAAAAUGCCUGUGAUGCUAUUGGUAUCCUAAACAAUUCUGCUACCAUUAACAAAAUGACAGUUGAAUAUAAAUACACCAUGAUUUCCAGCUGUAGUUGGAAAUGUAGUGUUUUUGUGCAAGGUCACUGUGUUGCAGAAGGAUACGGCAAUAAAAAGAAUAGUAAGCAUGCGGCAGCCAAGGAGGCUGUAAGAAUUUUAAAAGAUUUACAUCCUGAUCUACCAAAAACUCAUUGUGUUCAGUCUACCAACAACGUUCCUAUAAAAGAGCUGAAAGACAUUAUAGUGUAUGCAAACUCUAUUAAUCCUGUGUGUACACUGAAUAAUACAGCACAAUUCAAUAAUAUAACAGUAGAUUAUGUCUUUGAGAGGGUGACUGGUGAUAUCUGGAAGUGCAAAGUUCUCAUGGAAAAACAGUUUCUAGCUGAAGCAAUGGGACUUAAGAAAACAGUAAAGCAUGAAGCUGCUGGGGCAGCUGUAAAUAUUCUCAAACAGACGCAGCCCGUGGUGGUUAACAACCCAAAGAAGGGUCCAGAUGAAGAUGCCAUUUCUAGAAAUCAGAUCCGUGGAUGGUCAAGUGAUGAAUCGUUCAAACAGCAAAUCAAAGAAGAUAAUAUUGGCAACCAACUCCUAAGGAAGAUGGGCUGGAAAGGUGGGGGUUUGGGAAAAGAAGGAGAGGGAAUAUCUGAACCCAUAUCUGUAAAGGAGCAGUUUAGUCGAGAAGGGCUUGGUCUUACUUCAAACAGUCACACAAUUAAUAAGAGAGAUAUUGAGAAGAUCAUUAGAAACUAUGCUGCUUCCUAUAAUCAGGAUGAUCUCACUUUUUCUAAAGAACUUUCCAACGAGGAACGGAAGUACAUACAUCAGAUUUCUCAAAAGUAUGGCCUCAAGAGUAAGUCCCAUGGACAUGGCAAUGAAAGGUUCUUAGUAGUCAGCAGGAAGAGAAAUAAACAGGAUCUCAUACACCAGCUUAUACAAGAUGGGCAGGUUGGAUCAUAUGCACUUCUAAUGCCUCAGCAAAAGCAGUGACCUGGUCACUUUAACUCCAAUCGGCAUAAAUUUGAAUUGUUUUUAUUUUGCUAAAAAUGUUUGUUAAUUGGUGUUAAAAAAGUAUUAGUACAAGUACCACAAAUAGAAUUUUACUCUAUUGCAAAAUAAUAUAGUGACAGAGUGUAAAUUUUAUGUUUCUGUCAUAGCAAAAAAAAAACUAUUGAAUCUGGGCCUUCAAUUACUGGACCAGCUGGAUGAGAAUGUAUGACAUUAUAUUACAGGAUAGUUAAUGCUCUUGUUCAUUGAUGUUUGUGUUAUUUAUGGAAAGGAAAGUUAACUUAAAAGUUCUAACAGGCUAAUGGCUGCCACUGCCAUCCAAAACACACCUGUCCAGCUGUCAGCACUCAUAUCUGAUGCACAGAGAGUUAUAACAUGCAGACCUCAACUCAGAUGCUAAAGUGAAUUUUUGUGUGGAUGUCUACCCGUCACUUAGAAGUGAUAACAGGUGGAAAGGCGAGUUUUGCCUGCUGCUGUUUUCAGUGUAUUGCAGCGGCAUACAAAAAUGUUGCUUAUGUCAUUAGCUUUACUCUGCAUUUACACUUUUCCUUUUUUUUUUUUUUUUAAUAACCUAAGUUUUCUUCCUAUCUUCCAAAGACAGAUGGAACUAAGAUGGUAUUUGUCUGUAAGGAUGUAGCAUGUAUUUCCAGAGCCUAUAAUCAAUUGCCAAAGUUGGAGCUUAUCAGGCUUCCAUGAUAGAGUAAGCACAAGCAAAGAUACCACAAGUUACUGCACUCCUAUCCAUUGAAUAACAAAGUCCACAGCACUCUUAGUCAUCAAAGGAACCACCUAAAGAAUGUGAUUUUUUCACAAAUAGCAUCCUUUUCAUCCCAAAUUUGCUCCAGAUUUAUUACAGAAUUUAGUGGUGUUAUAAUUCUGUUUGUAUUAAAAGCAC